AUGGCUGUGAACCGGAUAAAGGGCGCGUUCGCUGCCCCUCGCAAGGGUGAGACCUUUGAGCUGCGAGCUGGCUUGGUAUCGCAGUAUGCCUACGAGAGGAAGGAGGCGAUUCAGAAAACCAUCAUGGCCAUGACGCUGGGCAAAGACGUGUCUGCACUGUUUCCAGAUGUCCUCAAGAACAUUGCCACGUCCGACCUGGAUCAGAAGAAGCUGGUGUACCUGUACCUGAUGAACUAUGCGAAGACCCAUCCAGACCUCUGUAUCCUCGCCGUCAAUACUUUCGUACAGGACUCCGAAGACCCGAACCCGCUCAUAAGAGCGCUCGCGAUCCGGACCAUGGGCUGUAUUCGGGUGGAUAAGAUGAUAGACUAUAUGGAGGAGCCCCUGCGGAAAACGCUCCGCGACGAGUCGCCCUACGUGCGCAAGACAGCUGCCAUCUGCGUGGCCAAGCUCUUCGACCUCAACCCGAGCAUGUGCAUCGAGAAUGGCUUCAUCGAGACUCUGCAGGAGAUGAUUGGCGACCCGAACCCCGCCGUCGUCGCAAACUCCGUCCAGGCCCUCUCCGAAAUCAGCGAGACCGCGCCAGAGACCAAGGCCCUCAUCGUCACAUCUGCGAUGCUGAAGAAGCUGCUCAUGGCGCUCAACGAGUGUACUGAGUGGGGGCGGGUGACUCUCCUGUCGACCCUUGCCGACUACCCGCCGGUGGACGUCAAAGAGUCGGAGCACAUCUGCGAGAGGAUUGCGCCACAGUUUCAACACAACAACCCCAGCGUGGUGCUUGCUGCGGUCAAGGUUGUCUUCACCCACAUGAGGGCUAUCAGCCCUGAGCUGGUGCGCACGUAUCUUAAGAAGAUGGCUCCGCCAUUGGUGACUCUUGUUGCCUCUGCGCCGGAAGUCCAAUACGUCGCUCUGAAGAACAUCGACCUCCUUCUUCAGGCGAAACCAGACAUCCUGAGCAAGGAGAUGCGAGUUUUCUUCUGCAAAUACAACGACCCGCCGUACCUUAAGCUCCAGAAGCUUGAAAUCAUGGUGCGGAUAUCAAACGACAAGAACUACGAGCAGUUGCUGGCCGAAUUGAAGGAGUACGCGCUUGAGGUGGACAUGGACUUUGUGCGGCGUGCAAUCAAGGCCAUCGGGCAGGUGGCGAUCAAGAUCGAGAGCGCCAGCGAGAAGUGCGUGAAUGCGCUGCUGGAUCUGAUAGCAACCAAGGUCAACUACGUUGUGCAAGAGGUGAUCGUGGUCAUCAAGGAUAUCCUGCGGAAAUAUCCUGGCUACGAGGGAGUGAUCCCCACGCUCUGCGAACACAUUGACGAGCUGGAUGAGCCACAUGCCAGAGGAUCGCUGAUAUGGAUCGUGGGAGAGUAUGCCGAGAAGAUCAACAAUGCAGACGAGAUCCUGGAGAGCUUCGUGGAUGGGUUCAUGGAGGAGUUCACACAGACACAGUUGCAGAUCCUGACCGCGGUGGUCAAGCUUUUCCUCAAGAAGCCGAGCAGCGGCCAGGCCCUCGUCCAGAAAGUCUUGCAACAAGCAACAGCGGACAACGACAACCCAGAUAUCCGAGACAGAGCCUACGUCUACUGGCGUCUGCUGUCAGGAGAUCUCGAGAUCGCAAAGAACAUCAUUCUCUCCCAAAAGCCCGCCAUCACCACCACCAUCUCCAGUCUCCCGCCCGCCCUCCUCGAACAGCUUCUCGGUGAACUCUCUACACUCGCCUCUGUCUACCACAAGCCACCAGAGUCGUUCAUGGGCAAGGGCCGCUUUGGCGCCGAUGAGAUCCAGCGUGCCGCCAUCCAGGAGCAGCGGCGCGAGGCAGCCGAGAACCCUAUCGCAGCCUCUGUGGCUGCAGCGGCUGCGAACGGGUCCGGCCAGUCGCAGAACAACAUCGAGAACCUUCUCGAUAUCGACUUUGACGGUGGCGCACCUGCGUCUCUCGAGCAAUCCGGCAGCGUUCCGGCGACGCCUGACAGGAUCGACAGUCCUGCGGUGGGCACGCCCGGCGCGGGUGGAGCGUCAGGCGGCAUGGCGGACAUGAUGGGUCUGUUCGAUGUGAGCAGCCCAGCCGGGUCCUCUUCGCAACAACCGCCGAUGGGCUCUGGAAUGGGUGAUCUCAUGAACGGCUUUGCGGGCAUGGACCUCAGCGGGACGAGCGCGCCGCCGCCGCCGGGACAGCAGCUGCAUCCCCAGCAGGCGCAGCAACAACCAGGGCAGAGCAGCAGCGGCGGGGCAGGAAAUGACCUGUUGGAUUUGAUUUAA
Messenger RNA from Cryphonectria parasitica EP155, 2253 nucleotides. RefSeq names its product Adaptor protein complex beta subunit. The record is from RefSeq and is a predicted model, not a curated record. The coding region runs from base 1 to 2253 and encodes 750 amino acids. Gene Ontology annotation, molecular function: clathrin binding. The transcript is spliced from 5 exons. Gene Ontology annotation, biological process: vesicle-mediated transport; intracellular protein transport. NCBI's taxonomy places the organism in Eukaryota, Fungi, Ascomycota, Sordariomycetes, Diaporthales, Cryphonectriaceae. Gene Ontology annotation, cellular component: membrane coat.